AUGUCGACGGCAUUUGCGCCCACCAGCCACGGCGCUCCGCACGCAGACCCAGACGCCGACCAGACGCCCCACCAGCGUUCGUCCCCGAAGCCCCCACCUUCGUCUUCGUCUUCGUCGCGCCUCGACGAGGCUCCCUUUGCCCACCAGCUCCAGUCCUCGGCGCCGCACAGCAACCCCCGCCCCGGCCGCGCGCUGCGACAGCACAACCCAAACGAGCACGGCAACGGCAGCAGCGGACUGCCCAUGGCGGUGCCGGGCGGGCGCAUCAACGGACACGGCAACGGACAUGGCAACGGACAUGGCAACGGACACGGCAACGGACACGGCAACGGCGCCCAUCUGCGCGAGAUGGGCUUCGCAGGCCCGCGCAGCCCGCCGAGCAACAAGAGCACCUCGCACGUGCCGUGCAAGUUCUACCGGCAGGGCGCGUGCCAGGCGGGCAAGGCCUGUCCGUUCCUGCACUCGGACGAGCCCGUGACCGAGCGCGCGCCGUGCAAGUACUUCACCAAGGGCAACUGCAAGUUUGGCCACAAGUGCGCCCUCGCCCACAUUCUGCCCAACGGCCAUGUCGUCAACGCCAACAUGGGCCGCGCCCACUUUGGCCGCGUCAACAUCCACAGCCAGGACCCGCCCAUGAACAGCUCGCUGCUGACCAUGCAGGCGCACAUGGCCCCCGUCCAGCCAAACUACCAGUACCCCGUCCACGACGACCCGUACGCUGCGCCCACCGCCCCGUACGGCAUGAUUCCGACCAUUGACGCCACCUUUUCCUCGCAGCACUCGCAGCACUCGCAGCACUCGCACCCGGGCUCCAACUACGGCUCGCCGCCCAACGAAAAGGGCCUCGGCGUCAUGGACGUCCCGCUGCCCGCCUCGUUUGACAGCCAGGGCAUCUCGCACAUGGCCCGCUACGGGCCCAUCGCCUCGUCGGUGCCCGCCAAGUUCCUCGCCGCCUCGCCGCCGUCCUCGUACCACCCCGACUCGCCCGCCCUGCGCAACCUGCACGACUCGGCCUUUGGCGACGCCUCGCGAGGGCGCGCCCUGGCCCUGGGCUCCUCGCCGCCAGACUCGCUCGGGCCGCCCGCGGGGCCGCGCAUGCUGCACUCGGAGCUCGCGGCAAACCGCUCGCGCAACCUCAUGUCGUCGAGCGUCGGCGCGCGCCCGGCGUUCAAGGACGACGAGUGGGACGACGCCGACAUGAUUGGCAAGUUCGAGGAGGAUCUGCUGCCGCACUCGCUCAGCGACCUGCUCACCCCGCAGGAGAAGAUGCGCCGCUUCUCGCGCGACCACGCCGACGGCGAGGCCAACUCGUUUUCGCAGCACGCCUCCGUCUCCCGCUUCGGCGCCUCUCCCACAGCCUCGGACACGCGCUACGGGUCGCCGUCGGUCGCGGCUGGAUCGCCGUCGCGCUUCCAGUCGCUGUGGGGCAGGUCGAAGCCCCUCAACGACUUCGAGUCCGGCUCCCUCCCCGGCGCCUCGGCGUUUGGCCACGUCGGCUCGCCGCUGCGCAACUCCAGCCUGCACCCCGGCGCCUCGCCCUCGCUGCGCGCCACGAACCGCCCGCCCUCGAGCGACGCGAGCCCCUUUGUCUCCUCCCCGCCCCGCCAGCCCUCGAUGAGCAUCAUCAGCCAGCAGUUCCAGCGCACGCGCCUCUCGUCCCGCGACGACGCCCCCAGCCACGCCACCACGCCCACCUCGAACCCGCAGCACCCCGGCAUCAACCGCCUCACGUCGGGCUCGAGCAUGGGCAGCCCCGGCGGGCGCCUCGGCACCCUCGACCGCACCGCCAGCAGCAGCAGCAUCAGCCGCGAGCGCAUCGACGAGGAGCAGGGCCUGUUCAGCAUGGAGGACGAGGACGACGUCAAGAAGAGCUUCGACGGCGCGAGCACCACCAGCAGCGGCAGCCACAAGCGCCUCAGCGGCUUGAGCUGGGGGAGCGGCGGCAAGGGUAGUCCGAAUCUCGCGCCCCUGGGCCCGGGCAAGGGGGGGCUUAGUGGGUUGGGUCGCUCGGGCGGGGCGUGGGGGAAUGUGUAG
Messenger RNA from Didymella exigua CBS 183.55, 2034 nucleotides. RefSeq lists its product as uncharacterized. Gene Ontology annotation, molecular function: metal ion binding; ubiquitin protein ligase activity. The record is from RefSeq and is a predicted model, not a curated record. NCBI's taxonomy places the organism in Eukaryota, Fungi, Ascomycota, Dothideomycetes, Pleosporales, Didymellaceae. The coding region runs from base 1 to 2034 and encodes 677 amino acids. The transcript is spliced from 2 exons. Gene Ontology annotation, biological process: protein polyubiquitination.